Molecule: messenger RNA, 2237 nt
Organism: Labrus mixtus (cuckoo wrasse)
Lineage: Eukaryota; Metazoa; Chordata; Actinopteri; Labriformes; Labridae
Gene: twf1a
Product: twinfilin actin-binding protein 1a
Exons: 9
Coding region: 106-1158 (350 amino acids)
Biological process (GO): regulation of lamellipodium assembly; barbed-end actin filament capping; actin filament depolymerization
Cellular component (GO): cytoplasm; actin filament; myofibril
Molecular function (GO): actin filament binding; actin monomer binding
Source: RefSeq, a predicted model, not a curated record
CGUCGGUCUCGGGGGCGUGCUCUCGUCGGUGUAGUCCACUUCCUGUUUCUCUGCCCUGGUUUCGCCCGAUCAGCUGCAUCAGCCCUGCCAUCCGACGAAGACACAAUGUCACAUCAAACGGGCAUUCAAGCGGGAAACGAUGUGAAGGAUAUCUUCGCCAGUGCCAAGAGUGGGCACCAAUAUCGAGCCCUAAAGAUCGUGAUUGAGGAUGAGCAGCUGACCCUAGGCUCCACCAGGAAAGCAUCAAAGACGUGGGACCAGGAGUAUGAUAGCUUAGUGCUGGCCCUCCUUGAGGAAGACAUGCCCUGCUAUAUUCUGUACCGGCUGGACUCCACUAACAACCAGGGCUACGAGUGGAUCUUCCUGGCCUGGUCACCAGACCACUCAUCUGUGCGACAUAAGAUGUUAUACGCUGCUACUAGAGCCACACUGAAGAAAGAGUUCGGAGGCGGACACAUCAAGGACGAGAUCUUCGCUACCGCAAAGGAGGAGUUGACUCUCAGCGGAUACAGGAAACAUCUGACCUCGCUGGCUGCUCCCCUACCUCUCACUGCUGCAGAGGAGGAACUGAGGCAGAUUAAACUGAAUGAGGUGCAGACAGACAUCGGUGUGGACACCAAACACGCGACUCUGCAGGGAGUGGCUUUCCCCAUCCAUAAAGACGCUGUCGCAGCACUCCAACGCUAUAGGGACGGAAAACACAACUACGUACAACUGGAAGUGGACGCUGAACAGGAGCUGAUUCGGCUGUGCAACACUGAGCCAACAGAGUUGAAAGACCUGCCGUUGAGAAUCUCCAAAGUAUCACCACGUUACCACUUCUUCCUCUACAAACAUUCCCAUGAAGGCGACUACUUGGAGUCCACAGUCUUCAUUUAUUCUAUGCCCGGGUACAAGUGUAGCAUCAAAGAGAGGAUGCUGUAUUCCAGUUGCAAAAAUCCCCUGGUCGACAUGGUGGAAAGAAAUCUCCAGAUUGAGAUUGAGAAAAAGUUGGAGAUCGACGACGGGGACGAGCUGACCAGUGAUUUCCUGUAUGAGGAGGUGCAUCCCAAGCAGCAUGCACACAAGCAGGCCUUCGCCAAGCCCAAAGGGCCCGCGGGGAAGAGGGGAUACCGCCGCCUCACCCGACCACCCGCAGAGGGAGAGGAGGAAGAUUAAACAGACCUCAGCAGCCAGGCCACCACCUCCACUCCGAGCACGUUCCACAGUGGAGCAUUCCUGUGAUGGGGGGGGGGGAUCAUAUUGUCACGCUUGUUUAAAAGAAUAAGACAACACUCAAAAUUCCCGCAAAGUUCACCUAGAGAUCCAACUAUGCACGCCAAGGACAACUGAGCAAUGACACACGGCAGAGUCUCCAUUUGUAGCUUGCCAAAUGGAAGCGUAUUAAUGUGUGUUUAGCACAGUCACCAUAAUGAAUUAACAGGGAUUCAAAUCGGCUCGGGAAGAGAGAAAAAAAAAAAAAAAGUCAACCUUGAGUUUUUACAUUGUUGCCAGAAAUGUGAACUUGCGCCAAUAUGAAAGAAAAAAAAAACCCAUUUUGAGUUCACAUCCUCCAGUUCUUAACCUGCAUUCCUUAAGUCUGUGUCAAUUAAUGUUUCUGUGUCUAAUGUGUUCCAGAUUGGUCUCCUACUGUUUGCACAAUGAGGUGCUCCAAAGCCGAAAAGAAAACAUAGAAUGACCCCACUUGUGUCUAUUGAUUCAUUUUAACAGUGCAUUUUAUAUUGGACAAAUUGACUUCUUUUUUGAUAUAACUGUGGUUUACAUGAAAACAAAUCAUCUGCUGAGAAACUUAUUUUUCUAUGCAAGUGCUGUAAAUGUACAUAUUGUAGCUGUGUGAUGCUCUAUGAUUAAGAAACAGUCUGUUCUGGUGAUUGUUCGGUGUCGGUGAGGAUCAUAGCGGAAAGAACCGGGGCUUCCAGAAAUAUUACAUCAAUACAUCUCAUAUUUCACUGAGAGGAAGCUCCUCACACGUUGCCGGGUUCCCACACCACGGGGGAGGCCGAGUCAACCUGAGAGGAAAGGGAAUACUCAAAAAGAUCCUUGAUGAUAUGUUGCCACAUCCACUGUUCUACUGAUUAAUAUUAGACAAACUACUAAGCUCACCUCAUGGUUAAAGGGAAAAGCCCUUUCUAUUCAUAGUGUCAGUAUAAUAGAAAAAAAAAAGAAUCAUGUUCAGUCUUAUUUGUUUUCUUACAAAUCUUUCUUUUAAAGAAGAAAAUAAAAUAUUUAAAUCAGAA